AUGGAUUCUGCUGCCAUGUCCACACAUCACCUGCUCGAUCUGACUGCUGUGGUGACCAAGCACAUGCAUGCCUCACCGCCGCACGGAAGCUUCAACGCGCUGUUGAGGGCAGACUUGCGGCAGACCCCCGGGGAGCUCCAGGGCAAGCCGUUCCAGUCCUACGUCAUGCUGAGCGCUUCCGUUGAAGCGCCGUGCCCGUCAUUUGUAACGCGCCGUCUGCGGCUUCUUCGUGCCCUUCACAGCCUUUGGAAGGCCAAGACUGGUGGCGAUGAUUUCUUCAGCUCCGAAGACGCUGCGGCCGCAGAGGAGGAUCCUGACCAGGAUGCCGGAGCCACAUCACCCAAAGGAAGGUGGAAGCGUCCGGAGAUCAUGGACCGUCUGCUGGAGCUGGCAGACUGCCUGGAGCGAACCUUGGGCGAAGCCCAAGGCCAGCUGUUCCUUCUCUCUGCUCCAGAUCUUCUAGAGGAUCUGUGCGCCUAUGUCUUCCUAACCUUUGCGUGGCCAAAGAUAUGCUACAUGCAGGAUAUUACUCAGCAGCAUGAGCUGAAGGAGCGUGUGCUCCAUGAGAGGGAAAAGAAUGACAUUUCGGAGUGGUCCCAUGUGUUACGAAGGGUGCUGCCAUUUUUGCUGCGCACCCUCGAAAAGGUUCAGACCGUCGACGCACUGACUUUGGGAAGUGCAGGCUAUGCAUUGGCCCAGCUAUUUCUUCAGGAGAGCGACUCCCGCAGUGCCCAGAAGGAGCUGGGCUGUGCAAUAAUCCGGUUGGAGCGUGAGCUCGGGAAGGUGGCCACAGCUGGUCCACAAGCAAGGUUAGAUGUGCAGACGGCUGGGGCAGUGUCCUUCGAUCCGCCGUCCCUGCGCCCACCGGGCUUCGCGCUGUUCAGCAAGGCCCUCGCGAGCGCAGUGGAACAAGGAGCGCUGGUGCUGUGGUUGUGGAAUGUUGUGGAUGUUGUAGCAUCUUUGGUGGAGUCUUAUCCAGGAGCCCAAGAUGCCGAAGCCAGAGAGGCCAAAGACGCCUGGCAGCCCGGCGAGCCGGAGGAGCUAAGUCCCCGUGGCACUGUGAUAGAUGCUGAUGACGCCACCAUGAUUCUGAAGGGGCUGCCACGCUUGCAGCAGGAUCGACUUUGUUUGCUGGGUCGCCUGUAUGAUCGCUGGAUUGAGUGCUCGCUGGUGGUCCACUUGCGCAGUCCGGAUGCGCCGGUUCGCAGGAAGUUGCGUCCAAACGAGGUGCGUGAUGAGGAGCCCAUACAGGUGGCAGGAGAAACCAGCUCCACGCUAGCCAUGAGCUCUCAGGAGGCCAGUGUCCUGGGUCGACUUGGUGAGAAUCCCUAUCUCAGAUGCCUCUUCUUUGUUUCCGUUGCAACACGAAGGCCUGAAGUGGCAAGCGCAGCUCUGGGCAAGGCUGUGAUGGAAGCAGACUUGGCGGCUUCCCAGGAGAGAAAUCUUUGGGCUCAGCAGGAGCAAGAGCUUCUACGGCAGCAACUGGGCGUCCGAAAUAACGAGCAAUUCUGCAAGGAGUUUCGGAGGGCGGGGCGAAUGCAACGCAAGCCGCGCGCGCAUCUCCCAGUCGUGGUGGCUCGAAUGCCAGGCUGCGUUCAGCUACGGCUUCCGCCUUUAAUGGGAGGGCUGCCACCGCCUCUUGUGCCCAUUUCGCACGACCUCAACCCGCCACCGCAGGAGUACAGAGAAGCCAUCCAUUCCAAGCGGCUGGGGAUGCACUCGCCAUCGCAGAUCUCCAUGACCUGCACAAUAUUUGGAAAGUCGGCGGGUGUGGGGACAGCCGUGUCAGAGAUGCACAAAGACCUUCAUGGGACAGGCUUCCGUCAUCCUGGCCUUGAGAUGGUGGAGGUCACGGGCCUGAAGCCGAACACCAACUAUUGCUUCGCAACCAUGUGCCCCACAAUCGACGAGGCAACCCGAGCCGCAUUGUCAUCAGUCAGUGCAACAAGUCCGCCCAUUGGGUCCUACUACCCACUGUCGAUUGCAAUGCUAAGAAUCAAAAUCUGCAAGGCCGCGUUGGCUGCAGGCGACAUGGGCGCACAAGCUUGGAAGAAAGCCUGGAUACCUCUCUUCGACUCCUUUUGUGAGCGAUGUGCUCCGGAUGAGGAGUUAGACUCAUAUGGCCUCCGUGCAUUCAAGCUACGCCUUGAUGUGGUUGAUCGCUUUCCACCGGCGAUCUUGGCUGCAUUUUCGGAAGUGGUGGUGCGCCCAGUCAUUUGGAAUGGUGACAAUUUAUUGCGCAGGGACUCUUAA
This is a messenger RNA of Symbiodinium pilosum, 2253 nucleotides long. The record is from the annotation of a GenBank genome assembly. Lineage: Eukaryota; Dinophyceae; Suessiales; Symbiodiniaceae.